Molecule: messenger RNA, 2706 nt
Organism: Megalops cyprinoides (Indo-Pacific tarpon)
Lineage: Eukaryota; Metazoa; Chordata; Actinopteri; Elopiformes; Megalopidae
Gene: slc35a2
Product: solute carrier family 35 member 2
Exons: 4
Coding region: 259-1425 (388 amino acids)
Biological process (GO): pyrimidine nucleotide-sugar transmembrane transport
Cellular component (GO): Golgi membrane
Molecular function (GO): UDP-galactose transmembrane transporter activity
Source: RefSeq, a predicted model, not a curated record
CGAGCUAGACAAGGAAAUGAUUGUGUUCAGGCCCACUAGAGAGUCUUUCCUGACUUAAACUGAACGCAGCACAGACUGUCUCCUGCGAGAUCCGGAAUGGCUUAAGAAGGUAGCACAGAACCCGAAAAACAGGACUGUUAACUGAUGGUGCAGGUUUGACGGCUGGAGUUGAAAGGGGGGAGUUUUGCUGCAAAGUCCGGAAACUGGGGUAGGAGGGAGGUAGCUAAGCUAUAGCUACACCGUUACGUUAAUGCCAACAUGGCAGCGAGCAGUCAAGGCCCUGUGAAUGGAGUCGGGGAGGACAAGACGAGCGUUCGCAGGCAGAGUGAAGCUAACCGCAAGCUGAAGUACAUCAGCCUGGCCGUGCUGGUGGUCCAGAAUGCCUCGCUCAUCCUCAGCAUCCGCUAUGUCCGCACACUGCCCGGCGAGCGCUUCUUCACCACGUCCGCCGUGGUCAUGGCGGAGGUGCUCAAAGUCCUCACCUGCCUGCUCAUCAUUCUGCUCCAGAAGAGAGGGAGCCUGAGGGCCUUCAUCAAGCUGCUUUACGACUCCAUUUUCGUCCAGUAUUUGGACACCCUGAAGCUUGCUGUUCCAUCCCUCAUCUACACCCUGCAGAACAACCUCCAGUAUGUGGCCAUCUCCAACCUGCCUGCCGCCACCUUCCAGGUGACGUACCAGCUGAAGAUCCUGACCACGGCGCUGUUUUCAGUGCUGAUGCUGAGGAAGAGCCUGUCCCGGGUGCAGUGGGUCUCUCUGGUGCUCCUGUUCGCAGGGGUGGCCAUCGUGCAGGUGGAGCAGGAGGGCAAGCAGAAGGAGACCACGGUCUCCAGCGGCAGUCAGAACUACGCCAAGGGGCUGGUGGCCGUGGUGGUGUCCUGCCUGUCCUCGGGCUUCGCCGGGGUGUACUUUGAGAAGAUCCUGAAGGGCAGCUCGGCCUCGGUGUGGAUGAGGAACGUGCAGCUGGGCAUCUUCGGCACCUUCCUUGGCCUGUUGGGUCUGUGGUGGAAUGAUGGCCCAGCCAUUGCCGAGAAGGGCUUCCUCUUCGGCUACACGCCCAUGGUGUGGGGCGUGAUCUUCAACCAGGCCUUCGGGGGCCUGCUGGUGGCGGUCGUGGUGAAAUACGCGGACAACAUCCUCAAGGGUUUUGCCACCUCCUUCUCCAUCGUCGUCUCCACCGUCACCUCUGUCUACCUCUUCGGGUUCCACGUGGACCUCCUCUUCACACUGGGCGCGGGUCUGGUGAUCGGAGCCGUCUACAUGUACAGCCUGCCCAAAGCAACCUCCCCUUCCUCCUCCUCCUCCUCCUCCUCCUCCUCUUCCACUGUCUCCUCCUCUUCCUCCGCCCACAGUCGGAGCCAUCUGUCCAACAGCGACGCCGACUCGGAGACGGACGCUUUCCUCCCCAAGUCAGUCCUGGUGAAAUGAACAACUCUGCCGUCCUCUCCGUCCCCCUCUCCCUCAGAGCCCUACCACCUUUCCCACUGAACUAAUUCUAAUCCACCUCUUACUUCUCAUCACUUUCUGUUGCUUUUUGAAACCUUUAUUUUAAAUUCUGAAACUGGUUCUAUUUUUUUUUCCUAAAUAUGAAAGGAAAAUUUAUCAGGAAGGGUACGGCAUCUCUGUAUCUUAGUUCUGUAGCUACGGCUUUAAAAAAAAAAAAAAGAAAAACAAUCCCCAACCCCCUGCCUCUCGUCCUCAGAACCCACCUGCUAUUCAUUCCCUGUUCCCAGGCCAUAGUGAUGCAGUCUGCAGCCAGCCAUUGAUAUGCCUUUGUUUUCUACCUGAGAGGUGCACACACAGAGGUUCUCACAUUUUUCAAAAGUGAAUCAGAGGUUAUGCAGUAUCUGACAGGGAUAUCGGUCAGCAUAGGUAGAUGAAAUGAACAAAAUGAACAAAAUAUCAGCCACAGGGCUUUGUAAUGACAUCAUAAUCUGCUCAAUGCCUUUUGUAUUUUAUUUUAAACGCACUGCACAACAGUGUUUAAACGCACAACACUCUGCGUCUCUACACAAAGCUGAAAAGAUUGCCUUAAUAGUUUGUUUGACAUUUUAAACCCCCAAAGUCAAGUAGAUUUGCCCUCCCAGGAACAAUAAAGCUUUCUGUUCCAGUCUCUUUGAAAAGCCUUACCAACGUGUGCAGCAAGUCUACAGAAACUAACACGAAUGCAAAUGGCUUUUGCUGCAUUACUACAAACCUCAUGUUAACAUUUGGUUUCAUUUACAUGAGCCUCAUUAAAAUCUGAAAGCAGGGCUGUUUCUCAGUUGCAGUUUGCAGUUCAGUAUUUCUCUGCUUCUCCCCAGAGAAGCCUGGCUGCUCUGAUUCCCCCAGGUGUUUUGAGGAGCAGGCACGGCUUAAUGUGGUCAUGUAAAUGUAUAGCGAAAGAGCUAAAUUACUAAUACAUAACAUGAUUCCUCUUAUAUAGCUGUGGUUAAUUUUUAUUUUUGUAUUUAUCUGGUAUUUAGCGAUGCUAAAAAAAUGCACCAAAAACAUCUUUGUCUGUGGAGUUGCUGAUGGGUAUUUUCCAUAACUUACCAUCUCUUAUGUUAGCAGGGGACAGUGGAUCAGGAUUUUGAAACUGUUUCCUUGAUAUUCAAAUCCUCUCUUUUUCCUUGUAUUUGUGCAUGGUAUACUCGACAGUUUUGGUAGAGGGCAGCUGUAAUUGUAGAGGAAAUACUGUUUUGUUAACCAGUUCAGCAAAUAGCGAUA